AUGCAGCAGACCGCGCGUGCGUGCGCGGUUGCGUCGAGACUCACCCGCAUGGCGACUCGAGAGGACACUGGCACGCGCGAGUCUUCGCGCGUGGAUCUCGCUGGGGGUGGGGCGGAAGGGCGCCAGGCGGACACGAGGUGUCCCUUGGAAGCGACCGUCUUUGGAACCGACAGCCGCUCCUCCGAGGCGUCUCCGCCGGAGCUGCCGUGUUUGUUGACAGGUGGACGUCCUCGCGAACUCAAUGCAGGCGCGGACGAGCCGAAAAAGCUAGCUCAGCCAGUUGGCCUUGCUCGACGCGGGCGUUUGGACCCAGUCCGUUGUUAUCCCGAGACUGGAAGGCCACGCUGUUCUGGGAACGGAACGAACGAAAAAGAAAGGCUUGGCCCGAGCGUCUGCGAGGAACGCACGGGCGUUCGGCAGGAAACCAGCUGUGAGGAGAGCCAAAGAAGCGGAAAACUGCUUGACCGAAACCACGGCCAAUGUGCGGCGUCCUCCGACCAAAAAGGGGGGCACUGGCCGACGCCUCGAUUCGCCGAGGUGUAUGUACACCCGAAGGCACCACGCGCCGAUCCGAAGACACCGGGAGCAACCGGGGAAAACAAGCGCGGCCGCGAAGCUCGCCGGGAGUCUUCUCUUCCCGUUUCCCUCGCGUCCUCUACAGAGCAAGAAGCAGGCGCUGCGGCCAGCGAAAAAACGGAGGGAAAAGCUGAAGGCUCGCCAUCCGCUGCACUCCGAGACUCCUUCGCUGCCGGUGACGGCCGGCGGCCGUUUCCUGUCUCGGUUCGUGCAACACGAGACCCGGGACAAGAGAGCGGGCACCAAGGGAGAGAAGACACGCACAGAAAAAGAAGCGGAGAACUGAGCGGACUGCGCUCAGGCGGGAGAGAGGGGGUUCGUGCGUCACCGGCGUCUCCCUCUUGCUGCGCUGUCGGCGAACCCCUCGGUCUUUUUUUCUCCGGGUGUGCCAUCCCGGACAAACAGCCGGAGACGCCUUCUCCGUCUUCCUCCGUCUCGUCGACAUUUUCCCUCCAAAAGCCCGCCAAAGAAUCGGACGAACGAACUGGCCGAGACGUCGUCAGCGCGGAACAGGCGGAGCAGUGGUCAGCGGAGGCUAGGCAGUUUCCCCCACUCAAGGGCGUCUCGUACAGCUCCACGAGACACGAGUGGAUCUGUGACUGGCCCGUCGACGCGGGCGCGGAAGACGCAAAGAAAAGGAAGAAGAUCGUUAGCUUUUCCGUCGCCAAGUAUGGCGUCAGUGAGGCCCGAAGGCUCGCCCUCGAGUACCACAUCCACCGGAGCUCGGAAGAGAAUGAGGAUGAGGCACAGGACAGCUCGCCAAACGAAGACGACGAGGCGGAAGACAAGAGGGUGGCGAAGAACGCCAGCGGAGAGAAGGAAGGGAAGCGAUCCAGCGUAGCGACUCCAGAAGACAGAGAGGAGCGGGGCCAUGGGGGCGAGAAUGGAAAAACUGAGGCUAAGCAGGCAGAUGACGGAAGACAGCCGAACGGACGCGUCGUCUCCCCAGCUCUCUGUACAGCUGCUGACCAGCCCGACGACAACCGGAUGGCCUUCCCAUAUGCGGACGACAAAGGCGCGCAAGACGAGAACAGCGGAGGAAGACUGACGUCGCCGUCGGCAUCUCCCUUCUCUCACCCUUCCUCGCCAUGUCCCUCGCUUUCCUCUCCUGCCGUUUGCUCUCCUUCUCUUUCGUCUCCUUCCUCCGGUUGCUCUUCCUCCCCGCCAGGUGAGAAGACCGGCGGGUGUAGGGGAGGCACGGCCAGGGGAGUUCCUCUGCUUUCUGCCUCCGUUGUCUCGGAGGAAGACGGGAUCGAAUGGGAUGCGGCGCAGAGGAAGUGGAUCUUCCGCUUCCUCCGAGAAGGCCAGCCUGCUAAGAAGACGUUCUCUGUUGAUAAGUACGGAUUCUCGACUGCCCGCCGCCUCGCGCUGAUGGCCAAGCAAAUGAACGAGAAAGCGGAGUCCGAGCGCAAACCGGCGUCUUCUCCCCGUCCGCCGGUCUCUUCUGCCUCGUCGUCUGUCCCGUCUCCUCUCUCUUUCGCGUCUUCUGUUUGCGGUCGAGCCGAGCCUGUGUCGUGGACAAGCGACAGCACCUGCAGUUUGUUGAGUGUCGAAACGCGUGCGGAAGAUGCAGACGGCGGGAAAUCUUCGCUUUCUUCUCUUCGGCCGUCCUCUGGGUGGGUCCGUCCCAAUGACGAUGGCGCAGCUUCGUGUGAAAUCUCUGGAGUCCAACAGGAGAGCGACGACUGGGACAAAGGGGAGGCGGACGAGCCUUCGGGGUCCGCGGGCUCCCGUCCAGAAGGUGCGCAAAUCGCGAAGCGGAGACGCGGACGCCCUCCAAAGAAGAAGAAAGUCGUCCGGCCCCGGCAGCCGCGACUCGCAGCGCGCCCCAGGCAGCAACUGUCUCCGGGGACAGAGCAGCAGGCUGCGUGCGGCCUGCGGAGGAGUCUGCGGGUCGAAAGCCGCGCGGCGGCGAUGUCGGAGCGCGGGGAGACGAAACGACCGGAGAGACAGCCCCAGGAAGAGACACUGGAAAUCGGCGAAGACGGAAACGACCUCGGUCUGUCUGUAGACGCUCGAAAGAGUGCCGCUGAGGGAAGACCGGGGGGCGUUCGGCACGGCGCCGAGGGCUCUGAGAGGAGCCCGUCCAACGGCUCACAGAAACCGCGCGUUGGUGGGGUGGAGGCCACCGAGGCAGGCGAGCCUGCGCUGCCGACGUCUUUGCCGAACUCGAAGACGGCACGCCCACAACGUGACCAGCCCGCAUCGCAUCUCGCGUCGUCGCCGGUUCUCGCGUCGCGGGCCUCCCUCAGGACAGGUAUCUCGUCCUCGUCUCUCGCUCUCGGCGACUUUCCGGGUCCUUCUGCGGGAGUGUCCCUUCUUGCGUCCGAACUCCGUACCUCUUCGUCGUGUUCGCCGGCGAGUUGCGGCGUCGCGGGAGGGCGUGUGAGCGCGGCGAAGUCUUCCGUGGUCGUGCGCGGGGAUUGUCCAGCUUUUGACAAGUCUCCAAGUGCGAAGCACCCCGAGGAAGACGAAGACGGCUUGGGCUGGGGACCGAACGUGACAACAGAGGAGCGCAUCCGGCGACUCCGGCUCUGUUUGGAAGAGUUGAAAAGACAGCAGGAGGUGUAUCUACUCCAGCGCGGCUGCGCGUUCAAGCAAGCCAAGCACGCGUCGGAGGCGUGCGUUUCCUCCCUGGGGCGAGCGAAGCACGCUCGCCUCCGGAGCCCGUACCCCUGCGAGCCGUGCGAAGGCCUACCCGUCUCCGCGGGCCUUCGGAGACACCCGGACGCGCACCGAGCGCCUGAAGAGGUGGAGCCCGAGGGCGAGCGCAGGCGAGGGGCGAGACGCGUGGACGCCGAUCGCGACGGAGAGCGAGACGACCGAAAGCGAGACCGCGAAGAGACGGGCGGUUUGGAGGAAGGGGACCCGGUGAGUGUCGCGACCCUCCAGGUGAUCGCGGCGGUGCUGUCGGACUUUCUGCAGCUCUGCGGCUCGCCGAGUCGCAUGGAGUGUCUCGGUUUCGGCGAGCGACAGAUCCAGUUUUGUCAACAGAGCAUUCCGCUUUUGCAGGACAGUCUCCUUUUCCUCCGAUCUGUCCAGUCGACCGACGAGCCCUCGACGGUGGCGUUCGCCUCGCUCUUCCGAGAAAUCCUGCUCCUGCUGCCGCGCUCGGCCUCCUCGUCGCCCAUGGAGAUCUUUCACCACCUCACGAAACUCGUUCGCGGCCUUCUCGUGUGGCGCCGGGCCGUCACGGGCGAGCGCCGCGCCGACCGCGGAGACAAAACGCGUGUGCGUGCGGAGACACCUGAGCAGUUGGGGCGCGCACACCAGCGGGAACGAGCGGCUGCGGCCUUGCCGUCUGCUGGUGCAGCGGCGGUUCUGCGCGCUCUCCAGCUCCAGCACGGGCACGGGGCGGGGCGGCCUGGGUGGCCAGAAGCGCGGAGAGAGAAUUCUCGCCUCGACGAUCGAGCGUCUUCGUUUGACGCCUCGCCUUCUUCUGGUCUGCAGACACUCCAGCGGCGCCGCGACCGCGAGGUGGGGAUCGUGGGGAGGCUGGUAGCGUCGCCAGAUGCGGUCAAAGAGGAGGCGUCGGACGGCAAAGCCGAUCAGGCGGGUCACGAGGCGCGUCUGCGCGCCGCGCUGCGCACCUUUCUCGCCUCGAAGAAAAUGCCCUGUCCGGGGCGAUCUGCACAUCGACAGGCGACGUGCGGACGUCUCGAUAGCGAGGCAAGCAUGGAGCCGCAGAGUGCGAUCGACGAGGCGAGGCAGUGGAGUGAGGCUGGGGCGGUGGCCCAUUUUCGCAGGGCGGAGACGCGCCUGACCCCGGAGGCCAGGGAUACGAACCGAGACGCAGAAGAGAGAGAAAGCGCCUCCUCUGUGCGAGGACGCGCCGAACGAAAAGACGCUGCGAGAGACAGAGAGGAGAGAACCGCGACGCCAACAGCUGCCUCGAAGUCUCGGGGAUUUGCGGCUUGGCAGGAGACGAUGAUCCGCGCCCUUCAGUCUGCCACGACGGUUGAAGAUCUUCGAGGAAGCGAGGCUCUGCAGCGGCUCUUCGCCCUGUGGAAGACCCGCGACGUGAAGGCGCCCGACUUCCUUGUAUCUAGUUAG
Messenger RNA from Neospora caninum, 4629 nucleotides. RefSeq lists its product as uncharacterized. NCBI's taxonomy places the organism in Eukaryota, Apicomplexa, Conoidasida, Eucoccidiorida, Sarcocystidae. The coding region runs from base 1 to 4629 and encodes 1542 amino acids. The transcript has 3 exons. The record is from RefSeq and is a predicted model, not a curated record. Gene Ontology annotation, molecular function: DNA-binding transcription factor activity. Gene Ontology annotation, biological process: regulation of DNA-templated transcription.